Molecule: messenger RNA, 933 nt
Organism: Python bivittatus (Burmese python)
Lineage: Eukaryota; Metazoa; Chordata; Lepidosauria; Squamata; Pythonidae
Source: RefSeq, a predicted model, not a curated record
AUGGAAAAAACAGAAGAACAAAACUUAACAGAUAUCACGGAAUUCCACUUGGUAGGAUUUAUAGGACUUGGAGAUCUGCAGAUUCCUGUCUUUUGCCUUUUCUUAGUUAUCUACCUUGUUACCAUGGUUGGGAACAUCUUCAUCAUUUUGCUGGUUGCUACUGAUCCCCACCUUCACACCCCCAUGUAUUUCUUCUUGGGUAAUCUGUCUUGCCUGGAGACCUGCUACAGUUUGAACAUCCUUCCAGUGAUGCUGGUUAAUCUCUUCUAUGGUGGGCAGGGAACAAUUUCUGUAACUGGUUGCAUGAUACAAUAUUACUUUUUUGGUCUUUUGGCAGCUUCCGAAUGUUUUCUCCUAGUGGCAAUGUCCUAUGAUAGGCAUGUAGCAAUAUGUAAACCACUCCAGUAGACAAUGCUAAUGAACAAUAGAGUUUCCUUCCAGGUUAUAGCUGGAUCAUGGAUCCAUAGUUUAUUUGUUAUGAUCAUAGUUUUAUAUCUAAUGCAUCGAAUAAAGUUCUGCGGCCCCAGUGAAAUUAAUCAUUUCUUUUGUGAUUUAAAUCCAAUAUUAAAGCUAGCAUGUAUUGACACUUACUUGUUUGAACUUGUAACUAUUUCGAUAUCUGUUCUGUUAACUGUGCCUCCUUUCUUCUUGACUUUGGCAUCUUACAUUUUUAUUAUUUCUAACAUUAUGAGAAUGUCAUCUGUCAGUGGGAGGAAAAAGGCUUUCUCAACUUGCUCCUCACACAUCAUGGUGGUGUCCAUUUUCUAUGGCACAAUGAUAAUUGUCUACGUGUUGCCCAAAACAGAUGGACUGCAAGAAACCAACAAAAUCUUGUCUCUGUUUUAUACAAUCCUGACCCCUUUGUUCAAUCCCCUGAUAUACAGCCUAAGAAAUAAAGAGGUAAAAGAGGCGCUUAGAAAAGCAGUUGCUAAA